Molecule: messenger RNA, 4082 nt
Organism: Anguilla anguilla (European eel)
Lineage: Eukaryota; Metazoa; Chordata; Actinopteri; Anguilliformes; Anguillidae
Product: KIAA0930 ortholog
Exons: 10
Coding region: 301-1566 (421 amino acids)
Source: RefSeq, a predicted model, not a curated record
UGCGAGGGGUGUUCCCUUCGCAAUUCCAGCUGACUUGAUCUCAGAAAGCAGACGGAAGUGGUGUCUUCGCGUUACACUGCCUUUGAAAUUGGACUGUCAUUCCCCAUACACAAACUGAUACCAAGGCAGGGAACACUGAGUUUGGGGUUUAAAAAUAAUAAUUAUUACAAUGUAUUUUUUAAAAAUGAGGGAUAGGUACCCGUAGCUCAAGGGGUUACCCCGUCCCCUUUCAGCCACACCACGUUCUCCUCCAAACCGUGAUUUUUGUUUUUGCCGAACUGUCAUGAGCUCAGUUUGGAGAUGGCAUCCUUUCAGAGUUACUGCAAGACUGUCGGGACAGAAGAGGAGGAGAACGGGGAACUGGACCAGUCUUUGCCGCAGAUGCUGAAGGCUAUCGCAGACGAGCGAAACCGCCUCAAUGUCAGGCAAGAAAUCAGUGGACUCGGGUGCUUCAAGGACGACCGGAUCGUGUUCUGGACCUGGAUGUUCUCCACCUACUUCAUGGAGAAGUGGGCCCCCCGGCAGGACGACAUGCUGUUCUACGUGCGCAGGAAGCUGUCCUACGUCAGCGCUGACAACACCGAGGGCAAGAAGGUGGAGGUGGAGGUGUACAGGAGGGACUCGAAGAAGCUGCCGGGCCUGGGGGACCCCGACAUAGACUGGGAGGAGAGCGUCUACCUGAACCUCAUUUUACAGAAGCUUGACUACGUGGUCACAUGUGCGGUCUGCACGCGCUCAGACGCAGGAGACAUCCACAUUCAUAAGAAGAAGUCCCAGCAAGUGUUCGCCUCCCCCAGUAAAAACCCCAUGGACAGCAAGGGCGAGGAGUCCAAGAUGAGCUACCCCAACAUCUUCUUCAUGAUCGACAACUUCGAGGAGGUCUUCAGUGAUAUGACGGUGGGGGAGGGGGAGAUGGUCUGUGUGGAACUGGUGGCCAGCGACAAGAGCACCACCUUCCAGGGGGUCAUCUUCCAGGGGUCCAUCCGCUACGAGGCCCUGAAGAAGGUCUACGACAACCGGGUAAGCGUGGCGGCAAAGAUGGCCCAGCGCAUGUCCUUCGGUUUCUACAAGUACAACAACAUGGAGUUUGUGCGCAUGAAGGGGCCCCAGGGGAAGGGCCACGCAGAAAUGGCGGUCAGCAGGGUGCCCACAGGAGACACCUCGCCCUGUAACACCGAGGAGGACCCCGACUCUCCUGUGCACAUGGCGGUGACCUCCUUCAGCACCCCGCCCACGCCGGAGAGGAACCGCCCCUCCUUCUUCUCCCCGUCGCUGCGCAGGAAGGUGCCGCGGAACCACAUGGCCGAGAUGAAGAAGUCCCACUCGGCCAACGACAGCGAGGAGUUCUUCAGGGAGGAGGACGGCGGAGACCUGCACAACGCCACUAACCUGCGCUCGCGCUCCCUGUCUGGGACGGGCCGCUCCCUGGUGGGCUCCUGGCUGAAGCUGAACCGCACGGAGGACUACUUCCUGCUGUACUCCCAUCUCACCUACGUCACACUGCCCCUGCACCGGAUCACCACGGACAUACUGGAAGUGAGACAAAGGCCCAUUCUGAUGACAUAGCAACGAGAUCCACUGCCUCAGAAACACUCUACCAAGUGCCUACUGCAUCGGGCCACCUACACAACACCACCACCUAGUGUCAAGGCAGAGAACCAAAAAAAAAAAGGAAAAAAAAGGAGAAAAAAAAAACGAGGAAAGAACAUAGCCAGAGAAAAAGGGACGUCUUCGGAAAGAAAAACCAGCCAAUCAAAAAGUGCCUCUUCCUUCCUUCCCACCUACUGCUCAGCGAGGAACAGCGGGCACGAGGCAGUUUCCCAGGUAACAGGUAACGGACUCUGGACGGCAGUUCUCUCCGAAACCCCCCACCCCCAGCCGCUCUUUAAAAAAAAUAAUAAUGAAUUAUUAUUUAUGGAGGUUUUUCCACUUGACGUGGGACUGACAGCACUGACAGGCUGAACUUUGACCCCACUUUUCCUGUAAAUAGCUCUCUGACGCCGAGCUGCCGCUCCUCCUCGGCAUCGAACAAAGACUCGCCCUUUCUCUCCGUACCUUGCAGUUUUUUAAAACAAAGGGAUGUACAGACUGUUCCUGCUGAUUUUUACCCUUGUAGGCGUGCGUUACAAGCGUUCCAGUGUUGGGGUGCGGGGGGGGGGUGGGGGUCAGGGGUCAGACUCGAGGGGGUCCAUGUGUGCUGUGGCCUUUCUGUGCUCCAAUAACGCGCCUUUCCGUGUGCCCCACCGGCAGCGCUGACGUCUAAAGGAACGGGUUGCUGUGUGUUAGUCGCGUUCACACUUACUGUAGGAGGGAUGUAGCUGUGCACUUAUUCACCGUGUUGCUGUAAAAAAAAAAAACUAACAAACCAACCGCCAAAUCGCCAGCGAGCGCCUCAACGCACCGUCCGUCGCCACGGCGUCCGUCGCCACGGCGUCCGUCUCCGCUCACCCAGGUUCCAGCUUACCGCGUCCUCUCGUCUUCUGAGCGUCUCCGGCCCGAGCUUCGCUGAGGACGCGCGCGCCGCGUCGCCUACGGUCAAAAACACGCCGCCAGAGCCCGCCGGCUUCCGCUGCGGCUGAUUGGCCGGUUCCUGCUGAUCAAACUGUGGACUUCCUGUGGAGCUCAGUGGCUCCAUCGCACCGUGAAUGUUAUUAUUGGUAAUAAUGGUAUUAUGCUGGUUGUAGUUUUAUUUUAUUUUAUUUUUUGUCUAAUGAGUAAACAGGCUCCAAAUGCAGAUUAUGGGACAUGCAACAUGCAAACAAACGCUAAGACCAGCCUACCCCAAAAAAACUCUCUGUAUUUAUUUGUUUGUAUAUAGAAAAAGGCAUCACUUGGCCUGGACUACCUUAGCACCUGUAUUACAACUCCUCCUCACCUGUGGAGCUUUCAGCCUUAUAGGGAAGUGAACAGGGAGGUCCUCCCCACCAGCUACUAGUUUCACCAGUCACUGGUGUCCCACCCUGACGCACGUACCUCCACCUCCAUCGCAGGUAUGUGCUGGUAUGCCGUAAUCCAGAGGGUUAAAUUCUGUGAAAAUGUCUCGUUUUUGGCAACGAUUACCGUCGAACACUGGAGGACGGGGGCAGAAUGGACAAUGUUUCCCAUGGCAACAGACCCCCCCCCCUCCUCUAAGCUUCCAAACCCCCCCCCCCCCCCCAGUUUAUUUAACGUAGCACCCCAUAAGAAAGGAUCAAAUCUUCAAAACUAUGAACAAGUCACCAUAGCACAGUUAAACACACAGCGGCACCCUGCAGCGCCAUCCACAGGUGGGUGGUGAUGAUGGCGCUCUUUUUUCUGGGCUGUGUCACACACCGUGCGGGCCUCUUUCCUCUCAAUACCCAAGCGAUCUCCUCCUCCCGCAGAGGGAUGCUGGGUAAUCUGCGGCUACGCUGUAAAUAAGGGCAUACUAAGACUAAGACUAGGCAGCUCUCGAGCAAAGCAAACAAGCAGUGCAGCGUUACCGUGUCUGUGAUGUAUUCCCAGCAGCACAACAGCGUUACGUCUGAAUCAGACCUGGGUCAAAUGCGUAUUUGUUUUGGAUUCAAAUACUUUUCUGUGCUCUAUUGAUCUUGCCUGGUGUAAUUGAGCCUGCCAAUAUGACCAGAAGGCGGGUGUUUGCACUUUUUGAGAGUAUUUCAUUGGUUCCAAUACACCAGACAAGAUCAGCAAAGGAGUAGAACAGUAUUUGACCCAGGUCUGGUCUGAAUUUAAGAGAUGUAGAAGCUGUUAUGACCGCUUUAACAACACCUUGGGCUCCCUCCUCCAGACGGACACCUGCGCAUCGUUUAAGAACCUCUUUUUAAACAUUUUCAGUCCUCGUUCCUUUUUUAUUACUGCUACUCCCAUGCGCAUACACAGAAGCCUGUGUUCAGAAUGGACUAGGAAGCCAUUUUGUUUUUCUCUUUGUAAAGGAGUCUGUUUUGUGGCGCGCAGACUCUUCCUCGCGCUUUAAGAGCCACUUUUUAUAUCGAGCAGAAGAAGAAAAGACGUCGUCGUCGGUGUGCAUGUUCAGUCCAUACUGUCCCUUUUCUGUACUUUAUGAAAAUACAGAUUACCAGAUAAAAACACUCAAUGCUUGUCUC